Messenger RNA from Zea mays, 2688 nucleotides. Its product is annotated as BSD domain-containing protein. The transcript has a single exon. Gene Ontology annotation, cellular component: cytoplasm. The coding region runs from base 533 to 2320 and encodes 595 amino acids. The record is from RefSeq and is a predicted model, not a curated record. NCBI's taxonomy places the organism in Eukaryota, Viridiplantae, Streptophyta, Magnoliopsida, Poales, Poaceae.
UAGACUAAAUUCUAGGUUUUACAAUCACAGAAAAAACAUGAAAGAUAAAUUUUUAUCUCCACAAGAAAAUAGAGAUGUAGAAAAAAUAUCUCAAGCGUUCGUCGUCGCGCAGACGAGACGAGGACGUGGAGCUAUUUCCCACAAUUUCCGUUAGCCAUGGCUAGACCUUGAUCCAGCGUUAGUGGAUCCAGAACCGCUAGUGGGCAGAAAGCUCGGCUUCCACAAUUUUCAGAGUUGAGCUCCGCCUGCCUGGUUGGUCCGUCGGAUGGUGCAAAACUCCAGAUCGCAUCGCCCCCAACCCAUGAUCAGCAGUCAGCCACCGCCCACUAGCAGUAGCACACCCUCUGCCCUCGUGGCAAGCUGCAGUUUUUCUCACUGCAGAAGGGCCCCACUCGUCAUCCAAAGAUUGAUUGAAGGGGAAAAUUUCUCGCCGACGGCAGGUGCCUGAUAGAUCUAUAUAUCUAUCCCCGACGCCACCGCCGCCCGCCUUGUCCUCGCUCAGAUCCAAAUCCGAAUCCCGAUCCGCGCGCGCAUGGAUUUCUUCAGCUCCGUCUUCUCUGCCCCUGCCAAGGAGGAUGGUGAGGAGCCGCAGCAGGAGGGCGAGGAAGAGCCGGCGGCCCAAGAGUCCGGCGGGGGGUGGAUUUUCGGCAGCCUGAUCGAUACGCUCAAGGAGGAGAUCGAGGAGCAGCGGAAAGUGAAUGAGUCGGCCGCCGUCGCCGCGGAGGCGGAGGAGGCCCAGAGGGGUGCCGAUGGAGAGGCUGUCCCCGGCAGCGGGUGGAUCUUCGGCGGGCUGAUCAAGACGCUCGCGGAAGAGAUUGAAGCCCAGCGGAAAGAGCAGGAGGCCAUUGCAGCCGCCGCGGAGUCGGAGGAGCUCGAGCGGGGAGCGGAGGCUGAUGCGGCGGCGGCUGCAACGGCAACGGCAACGGCAGAUGAGGAGGGAGAAUCUUCUGGCGGCGGCUGGAGCUUUGGCGGCCUGAUCAGGACGCUCGCGGAGGAGAUUGAGGCGCAGCGCAAUGAGAAUGAGAAGGAGGCUGCCUCCACGGCGGAGGAGGACGGAGAGCAGGGAAUCGAUGCGGAAGUGGCGGCGGUGGAUGGGGAGGAGGGGGCGCCGGCUGGGGAAAGCUCAGACGGCGGGUGGAGCUUCGGGGGCCUGGUGAGUACGUUCGCGUCGCGGUCGGAGUCGGUCCUGGGAGGCUACCGCCGCGACCUCGAGGACCUCGGCUCGGGGCUCCGCCUCGAGACGGCCGCGCUCCGGGCCGCCGCCGCGCGCGCCGCCUCAGCGCUACCUGGCGCGCUGGAGGCCGGCGCGUCUGUCGCCUCCGACAGGCUUGAGUCUGUCGGCCAGGCCGUUGACGACCUCGGUGCCGCCGCCGCUGGGCUCCUCUCGCAUGCCAACGAGGCCCUCCGGUCCGCUGAAGCUGACGGUGUUGAUGGUGACCGUGCUGCCCGCCCCUCCGACGGCUCUGUUUCCAGUGCGUCCUGGCGCGCUUCCUUGCCGACCAAGAAGUAUACCAGGUUCGAGGCCCAGGUCUUGGCGUUGCGUGCGGACCCUGCCACGUUCACUGAGGAGCCUGAAGAUUCUGAGGGCUUUGGUAAAUGGAGUGCCUUGUUCUCAAUUGACGAGAUGAAGGAACAGAUAGAGACGGUGCUCCAUGAAAGCCCUGGAUUGGAGAGCUUUGUGGAGAGGCUUGUGCCGUCAGUUGUGGAUUACGAGACAUUCUGGUCAAGGUAUUUCUUUGCUGUCAAUAAGCUCAAGCAGGCAGAGGAUGUCCGCACCAAACUUGUGAGCAGGGCCAUGUCAAAGGAGGAGGAUGAAGAACUCAGCUGGGAUGUCGAUGAUGAUGAUGUUGAAGAUGCCAAUACUAGUGAUCACAAAGACAGCACAAACUCGUUGGUAGAUAAGAAAGAGGAGCAAGCAGCGGAGCCUGUUAACUGUGAAACAGAGGGCAGUAUGGAACAAGAAGCAGCAGCUGAAAAUGAUUUGGCCGACGAUAAGGAGGUUGCUUUGGCUGCAGCCAAGGAUGGUAACGGUGAAUCAAGUUUUGAAGCAUCGACUCCAAAGGCAAGCAAUGGGACCAGACAAGAAGAGAAGAUUGAGGCUGCUGACUCAUCUAAGGGGGGUGAUUUCUCAGUGGUGCCUCAACCAUUAGUGCAGGAGGAAGAUCUUAGCUGGGAGGAGAUUGAGGAUGUUGGCGAUGAAGAUCAGAAGAAUGGGGUUAGCAAACGGUCAAGCUCUGUCAGCAAAGUGGAGGAUCUCCGGAGACGUCUUAAUUCUGUGGAAGAUGAUGAUGAGGACCUAAGUUGGGAUGUCGAUGAGUAGAAAGAACGUGUGGAGCCCUGCACUGAGUUGUCUGAAGGACUUCUAAAUUAGAGAGACUGCCAUCCUAAGCAUAAAUUGAAUCUGUAUGGUGCCGAUGAAGAAGCUUUGUGGAUGGAUUGCCACAAUGUGAAUAUUGUGAUGGACACUGGUGAUUCAAAUUCAGUGGGGGCUCAUUAGUUUCCUUGCAAGAACUCGAUAGAAUGGUAGUGUUUUUUCUGUUAGUGUUGGUAAUUUGUUUCCAGUUAGCAUACGUUUGUUGCAAGUCCAACAUGUACCACCUUCCUGUUUGAAUAUGACACAUAGUUCAUUUCAGAUUCACAAAGUAAACAUCGAAAUUGUGAAACUAUUGAUCCAAUGUGCUUGCAGUU